Desarmillaria tabescens is the source of this 1917-nucleotide messenger RNA. RefSeq lists its product as uncharacterized. Gene Ontology annotation, molecular function: magnesium ion transmembrane transporter activity. Gene Ontology annotation, biological process: magnesium ion transport. Lineage: Eukaryota; Fungi; Basidiomycota; Agaricomycetes; Agaricales; Physalacriaceae. The transcript is spliced from 4 exons. Gene Ontology annotation, cellular component: membrane. The record is from RefSeq and is a predicted model, not a curated record. Bases 1 to 1917 code for a protein of 638 amino acids.
AUGACCUUCUCCCCGUCAAAGCAUGCCUCUACCUCGGGGAUUUUCUGGUUCGGCAUCAUCUUUGGUCUUCUAGCCUCAUGUUUGCAGUCGGCUGGGAUUACGAUCCAAAGAAAGUCGCAUGUUCUCAAUGAACGUUUACCGGAGGGAGAGAAGCGUGUCGAACAUAGGAGACCUCUUUGGCUACUGGGAUUCGCCGUGUUUAUCUCAUCCAAUGUCGUAGGCUCUUUGGUCCAAAUAGCAUCUCUUCCUGUCGUCAUCCUCGCCCCGCUGGGCGCCGUGUCGUUGUUAUGGAACGCAUUUUUCGCUCAUUUAAUCCUUGGAGACGUAUUCUCACCCUGGAUGAUCCUCGGGACACUGUUCAUCGCAGGCGGGGCAGUGCUGAUAGCCAUUUUUGGGAUCGUUCCGGAGCCAACUCGUUCUUUGGAAGACUUAUUAGGGUUAUUUAGAAGACCAGCUUUCGUGGCGUACUUCUCGCUGCUCGGAGCCGUUGUUGUUAUUAGUCUUGUCAUUACGCAUAUUGCGGAGUAUUCCCUUUCUCGACGUGUCACUCACUCUGAUACGGAGUCCAACACACCAAACAAUCUUUCCUUUAAUCUCCCGGAGGACCCGUCUGUUUUGACCACAGGUAUUACCGACACUAUCACCGAAACCAUCACGACAGAGCGAACGCCCUUGCUUGACCGCAAAUCACCACAAUCACCUUCACUUAAUUUGUCAAGGCGCGAUCCUGAUCUUCGUUCCAUCAAUCGAACACGUCUUAUCCUUGCUAUCUCCUAUGCCUCAUUCUCUGGUAUCAUAUCCGGGAUGUGUCUUCUUUUCGCCAAGAGCGGCGUUGAGCUCCUGUUAUUAACAUUAAGAGGAGACAACCAAUUCUGGCGUUGGCAAGCGUGGGUCCUGGUCCUUGGCUUAGUGGCCUUUGCGUUACUACAGCUGUGGUACCUUCACAAGGCCUUGGUGUUGGCUAGUCCGACCCUGGUCUGUCCAUCGGCGUUUUGUUUCUAUAAUCUAUCAUCAAUCCUGAAUGGCCUGGUCUAUUUCAACCAGUUUUCUCUCAUUCCACCUCUACAUCUGUGCUUAGUGGUUCUUGGUAUUGUCAUUCUGCUAGGUGGGGUAUGGAUCGUCAGCAUACAGUCUGGAGAUGGAGAAGUAGAGCCAUGGAACGGCGACAACGAUAUCAGUGACGAAGAAAUGGUAGAAGAAGCAGCUCCGAGCGAGCCGGAAAUCACACUCUCAGACAGCCCUACUGAGCCCACUCUCCCUCGCUACAUCAGAAGACCAGAAGUGGAGGAAUUACCGUGGGGUAGUCGCUCAGAGCCUAUCAUGCCUCUUCCAGCGGCUACGGGCCUUGGGCUUGACCUUGGCUUAGAUCGUCCCCUACCCCCGCAGCCAACAAUUUCCCUGUCAGAAGCAUCAGAAAGAAUCCAACAAUCACACACUGCUAGCUCCAAUGCCGGCCAGUCUCGGCGGCGAAGACCGACAAUGGAUGAUUAUACCCUUUUGCGCCGUCAUCGUCGUAUACCGUCAUAUACCGGCUUAAAUUCCCAUUCGCAUCUGCAUAAUUUGCAAUUAUCACCACCUUUAAACUCGCGGAAUACUGUUUCAACGCUUGCUGGGGCUGGUUUCCAGAUUGGACUUUCUGCCGUGAGUCCAGGGUUCUCGAUAGUCCCUCGGGAACGGAGACGAAGGACCAGUGGCUUUGGAGUGGGUGCGUCCAUUAGCGGAGAUGAAGCUGAUGUAGCACGGCGAAGAACCGUGAGUGAAGGAAAUGUGAGAACAGACGUGGUUCUGGACUCUGAAUGCCGAGACCGGGAAGAUGGGGCGGAUCCUGUUGCGCAGAGGAGUCCCAAAGGGAAGGGGAAGGGGAAGUCGACGAGGCGUUGGGCAUGGCUUAGAAGAACAUUUAUGGAACGGGACUGA